GACAAUGUCAAAAACAUCCGGCACACGGUUUAUCCGGUUUCGGUAGCGAAUCGGUACACGAAUAAACGAAGUUCCACGGUGUUUAAAAAAAAUUGCGCACACACACACAUGUGCAUACAUUACGAAAACAAAAGUCCAUUAAAUUCCGCUGUCAAGGAGGUGUUCGUAAAGUGCAACCUUAGCAAAAUAUGUGCUAAUUACCGUUCACUGCAGUUGCUUCCCGUGCUUGCUGCUAUGGGAAAUGAACAGUCCCAACUGAAAGGAGUCGAAAUCAGCAAGAAAGCGAUUCAGGUGACUGACUACUGGUCACUGUACAAUGGCGAACUGCCGAACGCGAACGGCGCACCGAACAGUAUAUCCAUAUUCCAAGGUGAAACCCUAGUCAGUGGACAGUUCUGGACGAACCAAAACCCGCUUGAGCGGGCGAUAAAGAAUCUGAAAAUCUAUCGCCAUCCCUACAUACUGAAGUACUUUGCAUCAUGGAGCAAGGGUUCGCUAAAGAUGCUUGCGACGGAACGGUGCCGUCCGCUGGCGACGUGCCUGAACAUAACGAGCGACGUACAGAUUUGUCUAGGACUGAGGAACAUCCUGUGUGCGUUGAUUUUUCUCCUCGAACAGGCAGCUGUGCGGCAUCUAAGCAUAAGCAUUUCAUCGAUCUACGUCACGGAGGACGGUGCGUGGCGUUUGGCCGGAUUUGAGCAUCUGUGGCGUACGAGCGAUUUCAACCAAACGCUGUUGGAAAAAUCUCAACCAUAUCGUUACACCAAAGCGAUCGAUUCCAGCGAGCUUACGGGCAAGGGCCAAGGUUUGGAACAGUUUGCCUUCGGUGUGAUGUGUGAGGAAAUACUGCACAACAAGACGGACACUAACAUUCCCUCGGUGGAGGAUUUCAAAGCGUACUGUGCGACACACCUGAAGCAUGGGAAUCCUGCAAUGCGACCGAAUCUAUCGGCCGUACUGCUGCAUCCGAUCUUCAAUCAUGACUUCAUAUUGAUACAUUCCUUCCUAACCGAGCUGCCACUGAAGGGGAACCAGGCGAAGCAGGAGUUUUUCAUCAGUCUUGCCGAUCGGCUCCGUUCGUUCGAUCCGGAAACGGUAGCGGAACAGAUGUGUUCCUUACUCCUAUCACGCAUCGUCCUGCUCGACACAACGGCACAACUGUGCGUCACUCCGUACGUGUUGCGGCCGAAGAGUGACGAUCUUUCACCGGGGCUGUUUACGCCGAAAAUAUUCUCCGCGUACAUUUUGCCAAAGGUCAAGCAAGUGUUCUGUGUACAGGAUGCCCAGAUACGGCUCAUUCUGUUAGAAUACUUCCCGGCUUAUGUGGAGUUUUUCACCAAGGAGGAUCUGCAAGAUCACAUACUACCUCAGCUUUUGCUCGGAAUAAAAGACACGAACGAUGUGCUGGUAGCGAAAACGUUGCUUUGUCUGGCGGAUCUUGUACCCAUCCUUGGCUCGGCCGUAGUAAUUGGUGGCAAUCGUAGCAAAAUUUUCGCGGACGGAAGACCGCAAGGCAUACCGGAUGCUACAAACCCUUGGAGCGGAGUGCGAUCCAUCACACCCGUCAUCGGGUCGGGUGAGUUUCUGUCCGGUAGUCCCGUGCCAGAUGCAGCAGGCGACAAUAGUACAUCGUUUUCUUCGGUACUGAUGGGUCCGGGCAAUUUUAACAUCAUGCCAGAACGGUUAUCACCCGAAGGGGAAGACAUCUAUCAGACGAACUCAGAUGUCGAGCUGGAUGUAGAUGAGUGGAGCGAUUGGGAAAACGAUGGCAAUGAACAGCCAGCGGUGAACCAUUUGCGAUUACUAGAUACAGCUGCAACGGAACCAGCGUCAACCGUGUUUGGGAUAAAUGGAACGUCGGAGGAUCUCCACCAUCCACCGGAAUCGAACGUUGCCACCACGCUGAGUAGAGAAAAUUCGACCGAAAGCAAAACGAAACAAACCAAAGGACCUCAUCAUCAGUCAGCGGAAACCAUCGAACGAUUGGACAUCAAAACGCAACCGGUUCGCAAAUCCGAUCCAACGGCAGGAGAAGAGUAUGAUUUCUUCAAAGACAUGGAGCCCGUCAUUCAAAAGGCAAACGUACUGCUUAUCGACGAGGAUGUAUCGUCAAAGCAUGAUGGAAACGCCGAACAAAGUUUGAACAAACAGGAGCUGGAAAGCAAACGCGAAUCGGUCCCGGUGGCUGAGAAUGUGGUACACGAGCUUAGCGAAAAAGAAGAAGAAAUUCCACUCGUAAAUAGCAGCAGGUUAGAAAUUAAGGUGGAUGACAUGGAAACCACCGAGGAUGGUUGGGGUGACGAUGGUAACGACGAUGAAUGGUAAAUGGUAACAUGCAGCGUAUAAACCGUCAACCGUGUAAAGCUCUUAAACUAAGCCUUUUGUUUUCUUUUGAUUUAGCACUAAGAAAUAAAGAGAUUUUAAGAACGGUUACCCACCCUGAAA
Molecule: messenger RNA, 2445 nt
Organism: Anopheles funestus (African malaria mosquito)
Lineage: Eukaryota; Metazoa; Arthropoda; Insecta; Diptera; Culicidae
Product: protein-associating with the carboxyl-terminal domain of ezrin
Exons: 2
Coding region: 109-2325 (738 amino acids)
Source: RefSeq, a predicted model, not a curated record